AUGCACUCAUUACGUCCUUGUUUCUUUGUAAACUACUCAACGUAUAAAAGGGCCUUACAGUGGAAGAGUAAUGCAUUCACAUUUCUGACACAAUCUAAGCAAGAACUAGCAAGGGAUAGGAAGCACAUUAAUAAAGAAGAUGGGUUCAAAGAUACAUGUAUACGUAAUAUCUUUGGUGUUAUUCUUUUUCGAUGCGAGUGGAGCUCAGUCCAAUACUUUGAUGUGCGAAAAUAUGGUGCCGAGCGACGCGAGGUCGAUACUAGUAAGGCUCUAUUGAGUGCAUGGAAAGAGGCGUGCGCAGCAGUGGGGUCUAGCAAAAUUAUGAUACCAAAAGGGACAUAUUUACUAGGCGUGGUGGAUUUAAAAGGUCCAUGCAAGGGUGCCAUGCAUCUUGAAGUUCAAGGAACCUUUAUAGCGCCAACAAGCCCUAACGCGCACAAUAAGGCUAGUUGGAUUACCUUUGCCUACAUCGAUCGAUUAACAAUAUCCGGCGGUGGGACAUUCGAUGGGCGAGGAGAAAUUGCUUGGAAGCAAAAUAACUGUGGCCAAAACCCAAAAUGCAAGUCACUUCCAAUUAGUUUAAGGUUCGAUUUCGUCACCAAUAGCAUAGUUCGAGACGUAACUUCCCUGGACAGCAAGAAUUUCCAUGUCAAUGUUAUGGGGAGCGAAAACGUUACCUUCCAGCACUUUACAGUCAUUGCACCGGGACAUAGCAUCAACACAGAUGGAAUUCACAUUGGACGAUCAAAGAGGAUCAAUAUCAUUGAUUCAGACAUUAUCACCGGUGAUGAUUGCAUCUCAAUUGGAGAUGGGAGCCAACAAAUACGAAUCACGAAAGUAAGAUGCGGGCAGGGCCAUGGCAUUAGUGUAGGAAGUUUAGGGAAGUACGAGAAGGAAGACCCUGUGGUUGGAAUUUUUGUAAGGAAUUGCACAGUCUACGACACCGAUAAUGGUGUGAGAAUUAAGACUUGGCCUGCAUUACAUGGUGGCAUUGCAUCUGAUAUGCAUUUCGAAGACAUUAUCAUGAAAAAUGUCAGCAAUCCUAUCCUCAUUGAUCAAGUGUAUUGCCCAUGGAAUCAAUGCAAUCCAAAGAUUCCAUCCAAGGUAAAGAUCAACAACGUUAGCUUCAAGAAUAUUCGUGGCUCUUCAACAACUCCCAUAGCCAUUCGACUUAAUCAGUAG
Hevea brasiliensis (rubber tree) is the source of this 1182-nucleotide messenger RNA. RefSeq names its product exopolygalacturonase-like. Gene Ontology annotation, biological process: carbohydrate metabolic process. NCBI's taxonomy places the organism in Eukaryota, Viridiplantae, Streptophyta, Magnoliopsida, Malpighiales, Euphorbiaceae. The transcript is spliced from 5 exons. Bases 1 to 1182 code for a protein of 393 amino acids. Gene Ontology annotation, molecular function: polygalacturonase activity. The record is from RefSeq and is a predicted model, not a curated record.